CCGGGCAGUACUUAUCCACGCCAGAACCAGAAAUCAGCAGAAGAAUAAUGCAAAAACAACACAUGGUUCCCUCCUCUUUUUUUUUUCUUCCACGUGGCACAGCCUCCAUCAUCUUGAUUCUGAAUUCACGAACCACCCUCUCUCCCUCUCCCUCGCUUAUUUUACUUCCUCUAACAUAAUAACCAUCUCUCAUUUCACAACCCUUUGGUUUCUGGUGUUGGUCAAAAGAAAAAAAAAGGAAUGAUAGAAUAGGUGGCACACUAGUAGCCAAUGCUAUUGAAAUUUCAUUGGGGAAUUAAUUCCUUCCCCAAUACGAAUUGAUUAUUAUGAUCUAAUCCAAAUUCCGGGAAUAAUCCGUUUCCGAUACAAGCUGAUUUGGCAAAAGUGGUAAAUGCUUGUGAAGCUGCAUUUCCAAUUCGAAGUGGUAAAUGCAAUUGCACUUUGGUUUGCCCCUGUGCAGUGGCCGCACCCGCAGCAUCUGAUUCCCUCACAAUGUCCACCACGCCUAUUUAAUCGGUGCACGAUGCGAAUUCCCAAGAGGCACCUCUCCUUUUCUCUCUCCAACUUCUCUCCUCAACUCCCACCUCUUUUCUCUCCUCGCCUUCGCUUUGCCUCUGGAAUCUGCACCAAACCACCUCGCUCACUCGCCAACUCCACGUCACCAGGUGUUUCUUUGAAGCCUAGCUCGGGGAAUUCCUAGAGUUGGAACAUAGCCUCGUGCAUUGUACGCUAUAUUUCUUUCACAAAUCACAACCAAGGAGUUAAUCCGUUGCAUGCUCAAUAUUCAAUGGAUGGGAACCAUGAAAUUGAUGUACAUGAUUCAAGAUUGGGGGAUUUGCCUGGCCGUGAUGGCAGCAAACAGCCAUUUGUCUGGUCAUCUCCUGAACAUGGAUUUAAAACUGAAAUAGGCAAGCAGAUAUUUUGUAACCGGUCACUGAAUAUGAAGAACAUUGUUGCUGUGGGAUUUGACAUGGAUUAUACUCUGGCACAGUACAAGCCUGAAACUUUCGAAUCUCUUGCUUAUCAAGGCACAAUCAAAAAGCUGGUUUAUGAUUUGGGAUACCCUCGUGAGUUACUAAAUUGGUCUUUUAACUGGAAGUACAUGGUCAGGGGCUUGGUUCUUGACAAAAAAAGAGGCAACAUAUUGAAGAUGGAUCGCCACAAGUAUGUGAAAGUAGCCUAUCAUGGAUUCAGAGAGUUAUCAAAAGAAGAUAAAGUUGGGACCUAUGGAAAUACUUUAGUACGCGAUUCUUUUGAUGAACCAGACUAUGCUCUAAUUGAUACACUCUUUUCACUUGCGGAAGCCUACUUGUUUGCUCAACUGGUUGAUUAUAAGGAUUACAAUCCUGGCAAGAUUCAAGAGGGUGUUGAUUAUGCUUGCAUGUACAAAGAUGUUCGAGCAGCAGUUGAUUUGUGCCACCGUGACGGAACAUUGAAGCAAAUGGUUGCUAUGGAACCAAAAAGGUAUAUUAAUGAAGACCCCUCAAUAGUGCCCAUGCUCGAAAUGCUCAGAGACUCUGGACGUGCAAUGUUUUUAGUGACAAAUAGUUUAUGGGACUAUACAAACAUUGUCAUGAAUUUCCUCUGCGGAUCCAGUAUGGCAGAUGUCAGUAACAAUUUUGGCUGGCUUCAACUCUUUGAUGUUGUUAUCACUGGCAGUGCAAAGCCAGGAUUUUUUCAUGAGGAAAAUCGUGCUAACCUAUUUGAAGUUGUGCCCGAGACUGGAAUGCUACUCAAUACAGAUAAUGGCUCUCCUAUGCCCCAGGUGGGUAAUACCUCUGCAAGGUUAUUCACAGAAGCAAAGAAUUAUGCUUGUCCAGUUUUCCAGGGAGGCAAUGUUGCUCAUCUGCAUAAACUGCUUUCCAUUGAAUCAAGUUCCCAGGUUCUCUAUGUUGGGGAUCACAUUUAUGGAGAUAUACUACGCAGCAAAAAGGUUCUUGGAUGGAGAACAAUGCUUGUAAUACCAGAGCUGGAGAAAGAGGUUAAACUCCUCUGGGAAUCUAGAGAUACCCGCAAGGAACUUCAAUUCUUGAGGAGUGAACGGGACCGCAUUGAGGAUGAAAUACAUCAUUUGAAGUGGUCUCUCAAAUUCAAGAAUCCAGAUGCUGAUUCCAAGCAGAAGUUAUCUUCUGAACUUGAAAAAUUGGAGCUUGAAAGAGAGAGAGUGCGAUUAAGUCAUCAAGAAGCUCAGAGAAAAUUACAUCAAAGGUUUCACGAGCCAUGGGGACAGCUUAUGAAAACUGGUUAUCAGAAUUCUCGCUUUGCUCAUCAGGUUGAGAGAUUUGCUUGCCUUUAUACUAGUCAAGUUUCUAACCUGGCCUUGUACUCUCCAGACAAGUAUUACAGACCUAGUGAAGAUUUCAUGCAACAUGAAUUUGGUAUUAUGGCUUGUGAGGCACCAGGCAGUUAAGUUGAGGAAGUUGGGGUAGUUUGGAUUUGGAAAGCGAAUUCUUCUCUGCUUAGUGUUCAAUGUUCCUGUUUCUAAUCUCCCUUCUCUGUUGGGUUUGUAAAGCGAAAUCUGCUGUCACGUGUUCAAUGUUCAUGGUUCCCAUUUCUCUUCUCUGUUUUAUUGGUCAUAGCUCGGUUUAGUAAUUGAACCCCCCCCCCUCCAAUUAUCAAUAUUACAAAUGUUAGUAGUAUUCACUAGAUCCCAAUUCACCUAAAUAUAAAAAAUCUUAUACUGUAAUAUACUUAAAAAUUCCAAUAUAGUCCCAAUAUUUCAGCA
Glycine soja is the source of this 2725-nucleotide messenger RNA. RefSeq names its product 5'-nucleotidase domain-containing protein 4-like. The transcript is spliced from 18 exons. Gene Ontology annotation, molecular function: 5'-nucleotidase activity. The coding region runs from base 788 to 2410 and encodes 540 amino acids. NCBI's taxonomy places the organism in Eukaryota, Viridiplantae, Streptophyta, Magnoliopsida, Fabales, Fabaceae. The record is from RefSeq and is a predicted model, not a curated record.